Hypomesus transpacificus is the source of this 1940-nucleotide messenger RNA. It is a transcript of the gene gas1b, whose product is annotated as growth arrest-specific 1b. The record is from RefSeq and is a predicted model, not a curated record. Gene Ontology annotation, biological process: regulation of cell cycle. NCBI's taxonomy places the organism in Eukaryota, Metazoa, Chordata, Actinopteri, Osmeriformes, Osmeridae. The coding region runs from base 539 to 1324 and encodes 261 amino acids. The transcript has a single exon.
CAUUAGGGCACGAUAGCACAAGUCUAGUGAUGCGAUUGCGAGGGAAUGCACUCAGAGGACGUGAGAAUCUUCCCUUUUGAAAAAGCACGCCUAUCGCAUUCCAACUUUUAGUUGGAAGUCUGAAGCUCUGAAUCUGAAUUCUUCAGGAAGGAAUUGCUGCGCGUGGAGUUAACGCUAACUUUCUUUAACUUUAAAGGACACGGUUGAAAAUCCGUACGACUUCGGAAAGUGCAUGCGAUGGUUUGUGGGAAUUUCCUAUUAAAACCGUGAGAACAUGCAUUGUUUCAUAUGGAGAUCAGCAACAGUGUAUAAAAUCUUUGUGGAAAGAAUGCAAAGACCAGCAACCACAUUUCCUUGAUUUGUGGUGUUUUCACUACGGUCAUCUUAAAGGAAUUCCGGGUGUGCUUUUCUAAACCUUAACACUGGGACAAGAUCUUGAAUCUGAGGCAGUGGAUACGGAUUUUUUGGGACUCUGAUUCAAUGAAGUAACUGAAAUCCCUAUGCUGAAGUGUGGUGACUUUUAUCCGUCUCUUUCGAAAUGGCAAGUUUGGCCGGGUUUAAAAAGUGGACCAGGACAUUUGUUUUGUUUCUGUACUCCGUGUUGAUCAUUUUCGGCGGCCUCAGUGUUGGGUCCCCUACCCAUAGUCGUCGGCUGGUCUGUUGGCAAGCCAUAAUGAAAUGUCAUGGAGAGGCUGAAUGCCAUUACGCGUACGACCAAUACGUUUAUGCAUGCGCUCCAAUUAUUAACGGGGAUCGGAAGAAAUGUCCCAGUCACUGUAUAUCAUCCCUCAUCCAGCUUAAUUUAACCGAAAGUGGACCCACAUUGGAGGAUUGUGAUUGCGCUUCGGAUCUGGUCUGUAGGAACACCAAACGUGCCAUAGAACCAUGCCUUCCCCGGACCAGUAGCAUGGGUUGCACCGAAGCACGGCGACAGUGCGAGAGAGACUCUCAGUGCAGCUCGGCAAUGCAGGACUACUUAUUCCAUUGCCGCAAACUUUUUGGAGGUGAAAGAUGUUCUGAUGAGUGUAGAAGAGUUAUAGCCAAUAUGCGCUCCAUACCAAAAGCACAACAGUUAGACACUUGCAUAUGUGACGGUACAGAGAGAACAAUAUGCGAGUAUGUAAAAGUAAGUAUGAAAAACUUUUGCUUUGAUCCAGAUGAAAGGUAUGCAGGUAGUGGAUAUUCAGACUCCGAGGAAGAUAUCGAAGAGUACAUGGAUGAAACGGAGGACUAUCCGUAUGAGGAGAACUCGAGUAACUCUGUCGCUUGUCAGAGUGCAAUUACCGCUGUGGCUACCAUUUUGGUUUUACCCCAUUUUAUCUAAUGGACUUCUUACAUUGUUGCAGAGAUUCUUAAAACAGUUUGGCCUCUUGAGUUUGUCACAGUCAAAUGAAUAGCAUCGUAAACGUUUUACGGAUACUUUUAUUAGAAACACACCUGCUUUAGGCUGCUUCCAGACCUGGCACCUAGUGUCAUAUCAGGAGCCUGCUAUGUAGAUACGUGGGCCUAUUUGGUUAACUAGGUCCAAUGAGCUAAGCUGUAAGAGUCAACCAUUUUUAUUAGACACAUUGUAACCCAGUAGUGUAUAUGGUGUCACACAACUAUUAAGAGCUCCAUUUCAAUUUUCUCCGAUCACGCACAUACAAUAGUUAUGUUAUAGUCAUUUUGUGGAACACAGAAAAAAAGAGUUUGUUGUAGUUUCAGUCAAAUCUCAACUUCAUAUUUCACAAUAGUGUCAAGAUGAAAAAGUAAAGAUUAUUUUUAUAUGUAAAAUGUGUAAAGGUAAAUUGUACAGUAUAUUGUAUGAUAUAAAUUUGUUUGCAGAGCUAUUUGUUUAUUAAUGCUAAGAUAUUUGCACUGUAUCAAAAUGUCAAAGCUUCACUUUGAUUUUAUUGCAUUAUGUGCCCACAGUGGGAAGAAAUAUAUCUUUCUUAAAGUGC